This is a messenger RNA of Myxozyma melibiosi, 507 nucleotides long. RefSeq lists its product as uncharacterized. Gene Ontology annotation, biological process: regulation of DNA-templated transcription; nuclear-transcribed mRNA poly(A) tail shortening. The transcript is spliced from 2 exons. NCBI's taxonomy places the organism in Eukaryota, Fungi, Ascomycota, Lipomycetes, Lipomycetales, Lipomycetaceae. The record is from RefSeq and is a predicted model, not a curated record. Gene Ontology annotation, cellular component: P-body; CCR4-NOT core complex. The coding region runs from base 1 to 507 and encodes 168 amino acids.
AUGCCGUUUGGUUUGAGUGGAUUGAUGAAUUUCAUCAAGACUGAGAGCAAUAACGAUCUUGCCCUGCUCGCCAUGGGUAGCGAUCUCACAACGCUUGGUCUUAAUCUUAACCAGCCUGAUUCCGAGCCAUUGAGUGUAACCUUUGCGUCGCCAUGGGCUGAGGCGUCAAAUGUGAAGGUCGAGCCCGAGUUUCAUCUUCCGUCAUGCUACCAUGUCCAGUCCGCACCGCCUCAGCAGACCAAGAUCUCCAACUUCUCGGACGAGACUCUGUUCUACAUCUUCUACUCGAUGCCGCGUGACUACAUGCAAGAGGCCGCGGCGGCGGAGCUGACGACGCGCAACUGGCGGUACCACAAGGAGCUUAAGGUCUGGCUGACCAAAGAGCCUGGUGCGGAGCCAAUACAGCAGAAUGUGCACUACGAGCGCGGAGUUUACACGUUCUUUGAUACGAGCACGUGGGAGCGGGUGAAGAAGGAGUAUGUUUUGUAUUAUCAGGCUAUUGCGUGA